AUGCCUAAAAAUUUAUUCACCCCGAUUCAAAAUAUUUACUCACAAAUGAAAAGCUCAUUAAAUAGUGGUAAUAAAAGUAAUAACAAUAGUAGUAGUAGUAAUAAUAAUAAUAACAAUAACAGCAAUAAUAAUAAUAGUAAUAUAAAUAAUAAUAUAAAUAAUAAUAUAAAUAAUAAUAAUAUAAAUAAUAAUAUAAAUAAUAAUAAUAAUAAUAGUGGUAAUGGUAAUAAAAAAAUGAUAGGAAAAAAUGAUCUUCAAGACCAAAUCGAAGAAAGAAGUGAAAAAUCAAAUAAAAUUGUUCCACCAUAUCAAGUAUCAAAGUCAACCAAUAAUAAUAAUAAUAAUAUAAACAAUAGUAAUAAUAAUUAUAGUUAUAAUAAUAAUAAUAAUAAUAAUAAUAAUAAUAAUAAUAAUAAUAAUAAUAAUAAUAAUAAUAAUAAUAUUAAUAAUAAUAAUAACUUCCAAAUUGACAAUGACGAAUCGUCACAAAUCAGUCAACAACCAAUAAAUUAUCCAAAUAUUGAUAGUGAAGAGUAUAUUAACCAAUCAUUCAAUCCAACAACAACAACAACAACAACAACAACACAAAAAAUAAAAACAAAUAAUAAUAUCAAUAACAAGAAUAUUAAUAGUAGAGAAUCACCACUACUACCACCACCACCACCAUCAUCAUCAAUUUCACCAACUUCAUUCCUAACUACAACAACAACAACUACCACAUCAAUAUCUUCAGGUAAUGGUAAAAAUAAUAAGAAUCUAUAUUCCGAUGACUAUGAAAACUCUAUAAACUAUAAUACAUAUGGUGAUAAUAGUUAUAUUCAACCAACAUAUGGAAGUAAUUCUUUAUAUAAUAACAAUAUUAUUAACAAUAGUGCUAGUGGUGGUGGUAUUUCAUUUAAAAAGAAUACUAAUAAUAUUCCAGUGGCUGAUAAUUAUAGUGGUACAAAAUCAAAACCUUUGCCAGCAACACCACAAGCUUUAAAAAAUCAAACCAAUAUUGGUAAUAACAACAUUAACAGCAACAACAAUAAUAAUAAUAAUAAUAAUAAUGAUAUUAAUAAUAAUAAUAAUAGUAAUUCUAAUAUUCAAAAAAAGACAAAUUUAAACAGUAAUACAAAUUUCAAUGGUAAUAAUACUAAUUAUAAUAAUAAUAAUAAUAAUAUUAAUAGUUUUGAAGAGUUAGAAAUUUCAUCACCAGUUAUACAAAAACAACCUUCAAAACUACAAAAUAGUAGUAGUAGUGGUGGUGGUGGUAGUAAUAGUUUGAUUAAUACUAGAAAUAAAUCUAAAUCAAAUAAAAAAAUAUCAGAUUUUGAUGAAGAUCCAAGUGAAUUUGAUGAUUUUUUUGAAAUUAAGGAAGAAAAUGUAAGAACUUCAACAAAUUGUCAACAAUAUUAUAUUCAAUUUUAUCAAUCAUUAGAGAUGUGUAGUAAUGAAGCAAGGAAAUGGUUAGAAGGUAGAUGGUUUUUACCAGCCAAUUUUAAGGAUAUUAAAUGGAGUAAACCAAAUAGAUUCUAUUUUCCAGUUUAUGUUUUCACUUUGACUACAUCCACUUCAUUUAGUGCAACUUUUACAAUCAAUGAUGUCACAGAGACAAUCAAUAAUCAAAGAAUAACUACUAAUCAUGAUGAAAUCAUAUUUUGUGCUUCAAAUUCUUUUGAUCCCAAUUUAGUAGAUAAAUUAAUUAGAAAAAAUACUUAUUCAAAUAGAUCAACUCAUUUAUUACCUUCAACCGAUGAAUUAUCAACUUAUUCUGGUGAAAUGAUUUUAUCUGAAAAAGUUUUAACAAUUGAUAUUUCAAAACAAGAAAUUUGGGAAAGGAAAGUUAAACCAUAUAUUCUAGAGAGUGAACAAAAGAAAUGUACAGAAUUUGUACAACAAAAAUAUAAUGUAAAGAGUGUAGAGUUACAAAUGGUUGACCCAGGAGUUGAUAGCGAACGAUAUAUAUUAGUUUAUUUACCAAUUAGCUCUGAAACUUACCUUUAUGCUGAUAAAUUUUAUGAUACUCUAACAAGUGGAAAUAAAGGUAAAACUGUUGGUACUAGACCAAUUGGUGCUGGUUUAUAUGUUGGUGGUGCUUUAUAUAACACUGUUUCAAAUUUAACAACCUUAGUAAACGAUUCAAUUGGGAUGUAA
This is a messenger RNA of Dictyostelium discoideum AX4, 2136 nucleotides long. RefSeq lists its product as hypothetical. NCBI's taxonomy places the organism in Eukaryota, Evosea, Eumycetozoa, Dictyosteliales, Dictyosteliaceae. The record is from RefSeq and is a predicted model, not a curated record. The transcript is spliced from 4 exons. Bases 1 to 2136 code for a protein of 711 amino acids.